GUCCACCGUCACACCCUUCUUUGCAGUGCAUGCAUAGAACAACGCAGCAAAAGUUUUGUGCGACAAUGAAAAGAACUCCGCACGAGGGUUGGGAUUCUGCCACCGCCCGGAGUGGCACGCCUCUCUCCCCCGCGGAAAAAUGAGGGUCAAUAAAUACAGACAGCCGUCCGCCUUCGCUCUCUCCGCAACCCCUCCCUUUCUUCAGCACCCUCCCUUAUCUCCAGUCCAGUCCCCUCACCAUGAGCACCACUAUGACGGUCACCGAAACGCCAAGGAUUACAGCCGAGAAUGUUGCGACCCUCUUCCCCGAGGUCGAUACUUCGCUCGCCCGCGAGGUGCUCCCGACUGCGACAAAUGCCCCUGCCGCCGGGUCCAGCGACGACCUGGCCGGCUACGAUGAGGAACAAGUUCGUUUAAUGGAUGAGGUGUGCAUUGUGCUGGAUGAGGAUGACAAGCCUAUUGGUAGUGCCAGCAAGAAAGCUUGCCAUCUGAUGACGAACAUUGACCGCGGUCUUCUCCACCGAGCUUUCUCCGUUUUCCUCUUCGACUCCAACAACCGCCUGCUCCUACAACAGCGCGCCACCGAGAAGAUCACAUUCCCGGACAUGUGGACGAACACCUGCUGCUCCCACCCGCUCGGCAUCCCCGGCGAGACUGGCUCCGAGCUCGAUGCUGCCAUUCUCGGCGUGAAGCGCGCGGCGCAGCGCAAGUUGGAUCAAGAGCUGGGCAUUAAGGCGGAGCAGGUGCCGUUGGACAAGUUUGAGUUCUUCACCCGCAUUCACUACAAGGCGCCCAGCGAUGGCAAAUGGGGAGAGCACGAGAUUGACUAUAUCCUCUUCAUCCAAGCCGACGUCGAUUUGAACGUCAACCCGAACGAGAUCCGCGACACCUGCUAUGUUUCGGCCGAGGAAUUGAAGCAGAUGUUCGAGAAGCCCGGACUCACGUUUACGCCCUGGUUCAAGCUCAUCUGCAACUCGAUGUUGUUCGAGUGGUGGAGCCACCUCGGCUCUCCCUCGCUGGAGUCCUACAAGAACGAAAGGGAGAUCCGUCGCAUGUGAGAACGCGUGGCGGUGUGAGUUGGUCGGUGGUGACGGGGUAGUCUCUUGCAUUUCAUACAUAUUUUUAAUAUCCCUUAUUUAUUGCUGCUGUGCUCGCAUGUGCAAGUUCUUACUUGAUAUCUCGGUUUUACUUAUUCCCCUC
This is a messenger RNA of Aspergillus saccharolyticus JOP 1030-1, 1200 nucleotides long. It is a transcript of the gene idi1, whose product is annotated as isopentenyl-diphosphate delta-isomerase IDI1. The transcript has 3 exons. The record is from RefSeq and is a predicted model, not a curated record. Lineage: Eukaryota; Fungi; Ascomycota; Eurotiomycetes; Eurotiales; Aspergillaceae. Gene Ontology annotation, cellular component: cytoplasm. Bases 240 to 1058 code for a protein of 272 amino acids. Gene Ontology annotation, biological process: isopentenyl diphosphate biosynthetic process; isoprenoid biosynthetic process. Gene Ontology annotation, molecular function: isopentenyl-diphosphate delta-isomerase activity.